Molecule: messenger RNA, 2423 nt
Organism: Populus euphratica (Euphrates poplar)
Lineage: Eukaryota; Viridiplantae; Streptophyta; Magnoliopsida; Malpighiales; Salicaceae
Product: Pentatricopeptide repeat (PPR) superfamily protein
Exons: 2
Coding region: 75-1550 (491 amino acids)
Molecular function (GO): protein binding
Source: RefSeq, a predicted model, not a curated record
UCGGGCAUCUACAAUCAGAAAACGGACUUCCUUUAUUGGGCAGAGUCGGGACCUGUCCUUAAGAACAACCUAAAAUGGCACUCAAGUUCCAAAACUGUUCAAUACCACCGUGGACAUGGAAACUCAACAACUACAAAACCCUAGUAACUACCCAUUCUCUGUCUCUCGGUUUUCGCCACCCAACAGCCCAUGCCACCAUCUGCCAUGGCCAGGACUACUCAACAAAACACACAACUCUUCUUGUUGACAGCUUCCAUGAACACAAGAGGCUCAAGUCCCUGCUUCACAACCUUAACAACAACCAAAACCCUUUGCAACUGCUUCAACAGGAUGGAGACUGGUCCAAAGAGCACUUCUGGUCUGUCAUCAAACUCCUUAAACUUUCUGCAAGAUCCAAUCAGAUUCUUCAGGUGUUUCAUAUGUGGAGGGACGUGGAGAAAACAAGAAUUAAUGAAUUCAAUUAUGAGAAGAUUAUAGGGUUGUUAGGUGAAGAGGGUCUAAUGGAAGAUGCAGUUACUGCGUUUAUGGAAAUGAAAAGUUUUGGUCUCUGCCUUUCCUUAGAGGUUUACAAUUCUAUAAUUCAUGGCUAUGCAAGAAAUUGCAAGUUUGAUGAUGCUUUGUUUUACCUUAAUCAGAUGAAUGAAAUGAAUUUGAGCCCGGAAAGCGAUACUUAUGAUGGCUUGAUUGAAGCUUAUGGGAAUUAUAGAAUGUAUGAUGAGAUGGCUACGUGCCUGAAGAAGAUGGAGCUGGAUGGGUGUUCACCUGAUCGCUAUACUUAUAAUUUGCUUAUCCAAAAGUUUGCGCAAGGUGGAUUGCUGACAAGAAUGGAAAGGGUUUAUCAGUCUAUGCGAACCAAAAGGAUGAAGUUGCAGUCUUCGACUUUGAUUUCGAUGCUUGAGGCAUAUGCAAACUUCGGGAUUGUGGAGAAGAUGGAGAAGAUUUUAAGGUGGGCAUGGAACUCAAAAAUCACUGUAAAGGAGGAUUUGGUUAGGAAAUUAGCUGGGGUUUAUAUUUCAAACUACAUGUUUUCGAGACUGCACGACUUGGCUGUUGAUCUUACUUCUAUAACUGGCCGGACUGAUAUUGUUUGGUGCCUACACCUCCUUUCUCAUGCCUGUCUCUUGAGUCGAAGAGGCAUGGAUGCUGUUGUUAGGGAGAUGGAAGAUGCAAAGGCUUGUUGGAAUAUAACAGUUGCAAACAUUAUCUUGCUAGCAUAUUUGAAGAUGAAAGAUUUCACCCGCUUGAGGAUCUUGCUCUCUAAGUUACCAGAAAGUCGUGUGGAACCUGAUAUAGUCACUUUUGGUAUUCUUUUUGAUGCAGAAGAAAUAGGUUUUGAUGGAAAAGAGUGUUUAGAGAUGUGGAGAAAGAUGGGUCUUCUUUAUAGGCGUGUAGAAAUGAACACCGAUCCUCUGGCUUUCUCUGCUUUCGGUAAGGGAAACUUCCUCAGAAGCUGUGAAGAGGGCUACUCUUCCCUUGAACCUAAUGCCAGAGAAAAGAAAAGGUGGACAUAUGUCGAUUUCAUAAAUUUAGUGACUAGCAAAGCUCAGUGAAAUGCAGCGUGAAAUGAAUGGAAGCUGAUGAAACUGAGAGUCAAGAUGAGUUAGCUCAUCAAGAUUACAUUGAUUAGAUCAUCAAUUUCUGUUCAUAAGUUAAAGCGUCACUUCUAUGCAUAGGAAGCAUGAUGUGGAAAGCUGUCCAUUAUGACUUGUAUUAUUUGGUGCCAAAAAGGCCCCAUGGUUUUCUUCAUGAAACAAUGCCUAUGAGCUUAAUUUUCCUUUACUGCUCUCGUUGUUACCGGCUGGCUGUCCAUGCCAUGUGAGAGUCAAUCUGGUGCGUUUUCCUCAAACAUCUUCGUUUAUAGAUUGGAAAGCUGGUCAUGAUCUCCUAUUACAGUAUGCUUGGAGAGGGUUAUGCCAUUAUAGAGCUAUCUUCAUUUGUAUGAGGAGAGGAGCAUUUGCCAGGCGUGCCACCCUCUCUAGAGUUUCAUUCUGCAUCAUGCUGGGUAAAAAUCUUGAACGCUAAUGCUCACAAUAAUCUAACGGCAGCAAACUGUUAUGGGUCACGCUGGGUAACUAUGCUCCAUUUCCUCUACCAAUUUUCCUUCAUGGCAACGAUUGCUAGAAAGCUCACACUUCACACUCGAAGAAGUGUGACUGAGAAUUCCUUACAUACCCUUCAUGUUCUCCCGCCCACUCACUAUAACUUCUAAUUCUAUCAGCAGUUUACGCUCGAUUACUAGGAGUACUGUCCCACAUGUUUUCUGCAAUACAACGAUCAAUACAGUUUAGCCAGCCAGGAGACUUGGCACAGCUACAAGAUGGAGAAGGUGAAUCUCAACCACCAAUACAGGCUAGCCACUUUGCUCAUGCCCUGUACCUUUGUUGUACUUUAUUCUUGAGUCAAUUGCUAAUUUGGGAUUCACA